AUGACCCAAUCUCGGCCCAACGAGUUCAUUGCUCCACCGGAGUGUCCUGUUUUUGAGCCCACUUGGGAGGAAUUUGCCGACCCAUUUGCGUAUAUCAACAAAAUACGGCCUAUUGCAGAGAAAACGGGUAUCUGCAAGGUCCGACCGCCGAAGGUGAGUGUCUUUAAUUAGGGUAUGAUUUCAAACUCCUGCUGAAAACAUUUUCUAACAGUUUUUGAUGACAUUUGUGGUCGUUUAGUUAUCUUUUUAGACAUAUUUUCAACAUGGCGGAUUGCGGCUUGAGUUGAAUUGCCAGCUUCUAUGCGAGCGUAGGUUAUGUGUGUGCCUCUGUGUAGGUGUGCAAGGACACGCACGCGCCCAGUGAUCUCUGUGCAGACAGACUCGCGACAAAGUUACAAUAAAGUAUCGCUUAUAUUCCAGAGAACGUUACACCCAAGUACAAUGCAUCUUUAGAGGCUAUUGGUCAAAUUGAUGGGUGAGAAGGUUGGUUACCUUUUCUCUUCCUGCGAGUUGUUAAUUGUAAAAUGACACGGAAAUAAGACAUUUCACCAAAUCACUUUAAUGCCUUCCAGCUUGUUAUCAAUUCAAUUUUCGAAUGUGAAAUUGAAAGAUAUGUAUAAUAUAACAUACCAUAUUGUUUUUUAUAUUCACUUGUAUUGACAUCACAAUGUUUUGAUGCUGGAUUUCCGUGUGACAGCUACGUGCACAAUGACGAACUCUUUAUGGAGUGUGACUCGUUGUAAAGGAAAACCGAUUAGUUGGUGAGGAAACUGCAUUGUCGACUACCGUGCUGCAAUUUUCAUACAUGAGCUUACUUGUUUCUUGAACAUGGGGGAGGAAGUUUCCUGGUUCUGUAUUGGUCUGCACUACUUGCGACAUUUCUUGUUUUCAUCCCGUUGCUUAUUUGACCACGUUAGGUAAUGGUGAGCAGUGAGCGCCCUUAAAUCUCCUCAAGGGUAUUAGGGACAGCUUAUUGUGCUGACUGAAAUGUUGUUUUGCCUCUUGCCUACACAACCUAGAUUAUUUGAUAUUAACUGAGAGUGGGGCUGAUUUAGAGGCCUGUAUGUUGUAGGCCUGCUGAGAAGACUCUUCUAGCUUGUUAAUGUCCUCCAUGUUGCCUUUGUGGUAGUGGGUGUGGACUGGAUUGUGUGGCUUUUCCUUUGGAGUUUAUUAACAUAUUAAAGAAUAAUACGAUUUUGGUAGGGAUCAUUUGUUAUAAUUCAUCUGUGAAAAAUAUGUACCGCUUUCCAAUGGUAACCAAAUGGUUUUCUUGAAGGGCUGGCCUCUGAACAUUGGUUAUCACUGAAUAAUAUUGUGAAAAUGAUGAUAAUGCCCUUUUAAGUGUAAGAGCUGUUUUUUAAAUGCAGCCUGAAAUGUCAGCCUAUUUUGGUGGGAUGAAGUUUUGGCCUGCCUGGUGGUAAAUUAGUUUAAAAGUCCAAUGCAACCAUUUUUGUCUCAAUAUCAAAUAAUUUCUGGGUAACAAUUAAGUAAAUUACUGUGAUUGUUUUCAAUUAAAAUGUUCAAAAAGAAACAAUUCUUAGUAAAGAGCAAUUUCUCAAUCAAUAAUAUUGCUAGGACUGUCUUAGCUGUUAUUGGCAGAGAGGUUUGAAACUCUUUCUUAUUGUUCUAUCAACUCAUUUACCGCCUGGUGAUUACAUUUACAUUAUUUAGCAGACGCUCUUAUCCAGAGCGAUUUACAGGAGCAAUUAGGGUUAAGUGCCUUGCUCAAGGGCACAUCGACAGAUUUUUCACCUAGUUGGCUCGGGGAUUAGGCAGGCCAAAACUCCAUCCCACCAAAACAGGCUAAAAUGUCAGGUGGUCUUCUCAAACAGCUCUUACACUUAAAGGGCAUUAGUUAUUUUUGUUUCUUUUUGACCAUUUUAAUUGAAAACAAUCACAGUAAGGUACCUAAUUGUUAGGCAGAAAUUAUUUGAUCUAAUAGUUCGCCUAAUUUCAGUUUGUGACAAAACAAGCAUAGUGUAAAGAAUCAUUGUACCAUCUAAACCGCUGUGAAAUAUAUUUUCCAUAACCAAAAAUAUUGUACUUUCAGCUGUUUUGAAGCUGGUGUACAAAACCGAAAGUAAAAGACGCAAAAACAAAACUUAAGACCGGGAAGCAUAGAAAUAGCGCACAUAGAACAUAUCUACCGCUUCUUCGCUGCUUUCAAUGAGAAUGACAGAUCUAUAACUCACAAUUCUAUGUGAAUUUGGUCGGGUCGCCCAAAAAGUUAAAUAUAGAGGGGUUGGUUGUUUAGCAACAAAAACGACGCAUGCACAACCAUGGGGCCGAACAGAAGAGGUUGGUUUAGAUUGGAGACAAAAUAUAGCUUACAUGUUGUCAACAAUGUAUAUUGAAAACAGACACAUUUGCACAAUGACCACUUGUUGUCUCGCAUACAUCGAUAGUUGUUGUUUAGCUAGCUAGCGAAUUUUUGCCAUAUUAGCAUUGACAUGAAAUCAGUCAAAACGCCUCAAAACAAGACAUGGUAUCAACAACAAGCUGAAAUUAGACACUUAUUAUUCCCGACAUGGCAGGUUCUUGUCAUUCUUGCUAGCAAUCUGGCCAUCCAGAAUCACAACAAGACUGACUUCUGCCCCAUGAAGCGUGCACAUCGUUUUCGUGAUGUUGUCAGCCAACCCAUCUAUUGCAGCUUUAACUUUUACUGGGGCAUGCAUGUAUUACUGUCAUUUUGGUUUGCAAAAAAAAAGAUCUCUACAAGAGUUGAUAGUAGUUGAUUAAACAUAGUAAUUUGGGUAACACUUUACAUGAGUUAUUCUUAUACCUAUGCAGUAAAACUGUAAUUGCACUUGGUAGGCCUAUUAGCCUAAUGUUGUUGCACACCAUAGUAACUGCAUUAUAGACUAAUUGAUUAGACCUAAUUGAGUUGAGAAUUUAAUUACACAACAGGAAUAGGGACUGUCCUUUAUUCCACUGGUGUAAUAAUGAAAUAUGCUAAUUUACAAUUACUCAAAUACUAUGAAACAAUAAUGUACACCUAAAAUAACCCAAAUGUGAAUUGUUUGAGAAACUACAAAGGCAACCUGUUUAUUUAUUUAUGCAUAAUUAUUUAUUUGGCAGUAGGGUGUUUAUUCCUUCCACCAUUUGUUUUGUAUUAUGUGAUCAAUUUUGUUCUCCUCCUUCAUUCAAACAGUUUUUCCUACCUAUCUGUAGAGUUGUGACUGGCUUUGUUUCUUAUCUGGUCUAGCUGCCCUGCACUGGGCACAAAGAAAGUGAACCGCUUUCUCAAUAACCACAAUUUUACCCCUCUCUCUCUCGAUUUACUAUCUUGCACAGCAGUUGUGUAAUCUGAAUGUUGUUUUUACAACACUGGAUAAACAUCAAAAUAUGCACUCCAGAUCGCUCAGCUGUGCCUACUGUAGGUAGUCUAAUGAUGGCUGAAUUUGGCUAGCUGUUCAGAGGAUGGAAGUUGUUUGUGCAGAAUGGGAGUGCUUAUGCAAUGGGCCCGUCCGUUGUCGUAGCUCCACUACUCCACAAAGGGGCUGCUGGAAAUACAGCCAGAGCUGUUGUUUCAUAAGCCAUGCCCCCAUCUGGGCCGUGCACUGCAGACAAAGGGUGCAGAGUCAAAGGGUAAUCUAUGGCGGCUAAAUUUAUGGUGGUCUUAUCAACACCCCUCCUCCCCGGCUCCAGGGGAGCCAUAUUUUUUCCCAGCAUUUUUUGAUGACUGCACUUGGACUCGUCCACGUCCCCAGCUGGUUCACUUCUCAGUCUGAGGUGACAGUUAGGUCUUCUUGUUUAGGUAGUGGCUUUUAGGAUGGACUCUUCCACUUUUGAUCAAAAAGGGUUUUGUCCUAUUUGUCACUUGGGAUGAAUUUGCAGAAUUGCUGUGUGAUAGAGGCUAGCACUUGUGUAGCCUAUUUAAAGCCAAUUUAAGCCUUUUCUGUAUUCCUGAGUUAUCAUGCACAUUCGAACAGGCAUGCUGGCACUCUGUGAUGCCAUGCAAGGUUACAGAGACAGUGUAGUCUCCAAAGAUAAGAAGGCUGUAGUGACCUUAAUGUUCUAUCUGCACCACACUUUCCUGUUGAUUCCAGUCAAACAGUCUCUCUCUCUUUCUCUCUCUCUCUCUCUCUGAACCCAAUGUUUAAUAGAAAACAAGAGAACUGGAAAUACCAACUCUCCUCAGAGGGCCUAUAUCAAAGAAAAUGCUUGAGUCCUCUUUUAUGUGCAUCAAAUACUGCAUUGCAACUGCUGGUCCAGUGCUGAAAUAAGACUGAGAUGCACAAUGAAAGUAACUAUGGUUAUGCAAAUGUAUUGGACUAUUUGUAAAUGAUAACAUUUGCAUUCGGUUAAUCAGCAUCUCACCUGAGUAGGUAACUAUUGACAUGCACCCGUUUAUAAGAGGUUUCAUAUCCACUCAGGUCACAUUGUUUUAUGUGAUAAUAUUAAAAUCAUUUUCAUGUGUAUUUUACUCAGGUUUGAUUGGAAUUUAGUCGUGUUUAUUAGGAGUGUAACAGAAGAGAUCAAAUAUGGAUUUAGACUAAAGAUGAACAGCCUACAUUACUUUCUGUAUGGAACAUGGCCUGCCAUGUCACAAUGUUCCUAAAUGGUGCAGUAUAGAUGACGUAUUUAAAUGUAUUCAAAUACAGCAUAGACUGUGGCUCAACUGAUAAUGAUUCUUCAAAAUGGAGGAUGAGCUAGGAAAAAUGAGUGACACCUCAGUCAGUUUGACAAGAUGGUAUUUACUCCUGCAGGAAUGGCAGCCACCGUUUGCGUGUGAUGUGGACAGACUGCACUUCACGCCCCGGAUCCAGAGACUUAAUGAAUUGGAGGUAUGUUCAUUUUACUACUUAACUGGUUUAUCCAUACAGUACCUAUUUUUAAUAAUAGUAUAUCUAGUUACCUUAUUAUGAGCGACUGGAUAUGUAUGUAGCCAAGUUUUUAUUUUUAAUAUGUGGAUUACUUUUUUACAAUGAGAUGUUCCACAAAGUUAUUUUGGGGAAUACAUCUUCUCAAUCCACAUUAUUAUCCUACUAUUUUAUAAGUGCUAAAGAAAUAAAAGAAAACUGACAAAUAAACACAUUAGUCUGCUAAUUCUUUAGGCCUAAUCUAACGCGAAUCUGAAGGCUACAUUGAUGCAUUGAGUGACAUUGUCAGUAAAACAGUGGCUUCAACAGGCUAAUAACACCCAGCAACAGGGUGUCUAUUGAAGCCAGAGUGCUCUCUGGCCUCUGAAGUGUGCCUUGUAGAAAAAGUUGAUGACAUCAGGUCAAAGGUCACUGGUUCCUAGACCUUUAACCCUUUUUUUUGAUACAAUGAGCUACUUUAAAUGUCAAUGUCCUGUAAGGUUGGGCGGUAUCCAGAUUUCCGUAACUUCAUACCAUGCCUGUCGUAUACCGGGGUAUACGGUAUUACCAGUGGUGCACAUAAGGGCACGAUUUUUUGUUGUUGUAAAAAACAAACAAAAAAUGCUAACAUGUACUAAGGAAUUCCCAUAGUAAAUUCUAACGAGAGCAUGCAAACAUAAAUUGCAAGGACAGACAACCCAGCUCAUAAAGUUAAGUAUCUCAAAAGGCUACUCAGUUUCAAAUCAAAUCAAAUUUUAUUGGUCACAUGCGCCGAAUACAACAGGUGCAGACAUUACAGUGAAAUGCUUACUUACAGCCCUUAACCAACAGUGCAUUUAUUUUAAACAAAAAAAGUAAGAAUAAAACAACAACAAAAAAAGUGUUGAGAAAAAAAAGAGCAGAAGUAAAAUAAAGUGACAGUAGGGAGGCUAUAUAUACAGGGGGGUACCGUUGCAGAGUCAAUGUGCGGGGGCACCGGCUAGUUGAGGUAAUAUGUACAUGUGGGUAGAGUUAAAGUGACUAUGCAUAAAUACUUAACAGAGUAGCAGCAGCGUAAAAAGGAUGGGGUGGGGGGGCAGUGCAAAUAGUCUGGGUAGCCAUGAUUAGCUGUUCAGGAGUCUUAUGGCUAGGGGGUAGAAGCUGUUGAGAAGUCUUUUGGACCUAGACUUGGCACUCCGGUACCGCUUGCCGUGCGGUAGCAGAGAGAACAGUCUAUGACUAGGGUGGCUGGAGUCUUUGACAAUUUUGAGGGCCUUCCUCUGACACCGCCUGGUAUAGAGGUCCUGGAUGGCAGGAAGCUUUGCCCCAGUGAUGUACUGGGCCGUACGCACUACCCUCUGUAGUGCCUUGCGGUCGGAGGCCAAGCAGUUGCCAUACCAGGCGGUGAUGCAACCAGUCAGGAUGCUCUCGAUGGUGCAGCUGUAGAAUUUUUUGAGGAUCUGAGGACCCAUGCCAAAUCUUUUUAGUCUCCUGAGGGGGAAUAGGCUUUGUCGUGCCCUCUUCACGACUGUCUUGGUGUGUUUGGACCAUGAUAGUUCGUUGGUGAUGUGGACACCAAGGAACUUGAAGCUCUCAACCUGUUCCACUACAGCCCCGUCGAUGAGAAUGGGGGCGUGCUCAGUCCUUUUUUUUUUUCUGUAGUCCACAAUCAUCUCCUUUGUCUUGGUCACGUUGAGGGAGAGGUUGUUGUCCUGGCACCACACGGCCAGAUCUCUGACCUCCUCCCUAUAGGCUGUCUCAUCGUUGUCGGUGAUCAGGCCUACCACUGUUGUGUCGUCGGCAAACUUAAUGAUGGUGUUGGAGUCGUGCCUGGCCAUGCAGUCAUGGGUGAACAGAGAGUACAGGAGGGGACUGAGCACGCACCCCUGAGGGGCCCCCGUGUUGAGGAUCAGUGUGGCAGAUGUGUUGUUACCUACCCUUACCACCUGGGGGCGGCCCGUCAGGAAGUCCAGGAUCCAGUUGCAGAGGGAGGUGUUUAGUCCCAGGAUCCUUAGCUUAGUGAUGAGCUUAGAGGGCACUAUGGUGUUGAAUGCUGAGCUGUAGUCAAUGAAUAGCAUUCUCACGUAGGUGUUCCUCUUGUCCAGGUGGGAAAGGGCAGUGUGGAGUGCGAUAGAGAUUGCAUCAUCUGUGGAUCUGUUGGGGCGGUAUGCAAAUUGGAGUGGGUCUAGCGUUUCUGGGAUAAUGCUGUUGAUGUGAGCCAUGACCAGCCUUUCAAAGUUUGAGCAUACACAAAACAAAAAUUAGACAGCAGGGAUCUUAAUCCAGGAGGGGGUUGUCUCUGCUGCUACCAAGAUUCAAACUAAAUACACAGCUGGAAAGAGUUUAUUUGGCACUUAUUAGAUAGAGAUGGAUACAGAUGUGUAUAUAUACAGUGGGGGGAAAAAAGUAUUUAGUCAGCCACCAAUUGUGCAAGUUCUCCCACUUAAAAAGAUGAGAGAGGUCUGUAAUUUUCAUCAUAUGUACACGUCAACUAUGACAGACAAAUAGAUAAAAAAAAUAUCCAGGAAAUCACAUUGUAGGAUUUUUAAUGAAUUUAUUUGCAAAUUAUGGUGGAAAAUAAGUAUUUGGUCACCUACAAACAAGCAAGAUUUCUGGCUCUCACAGACCUGUAACUUCUUCUUUAAGAGGCUCCUCUGUCCUCCACUCGUUACCUGUAUUAAUGGCACCUGUUUGAACUUGUUAUCAGUAUAAAAGACACCUGUCCACAACCUCAAACAGUCACACUCCAAACUCCACUAUGGCCAAGACCAAAGAGCUGUCAAAGGACACCAGAAACAAAAUUGUAGACCUGCACCAGGCUGGGAAGACUGAAUCUGCAAUAGGUAAGCAGCUUGGUUUGAAGAAAUCAACUGUGGGAGCAAUUAUUAGGAAAUGGAAGACAUACAAGACCACUGAUAAUCUCCCUCGAUCUGGGGCUCCACGCAAGAUCUCACCCCGUGGGGUCAAAAUGAUCACAAGAACGGUGAGCAAAAAUCCCAGAACCACACGGGGGGACCUAGUGAAUGACCUGCAGAGAGCUGGGACCAAAGUAACAAAGCCUACCAUCAGUAACACACUACGCUGCCAGGGACUCAAAUCCUGCAGUGCCAGACGUGUCCCCCUGCUUAAGCCAGUACAUGUCCAGGCCCGUCUGAAGUGUGCUAGAGUGCAUUUGGAUGAUCCAGAAGAGGAUUGGGAGAAUGUCAGAUGAAACCAAAAUAGAACUUUUUGGUAAAAACUCAACUCGUCGUGUUUGGAGGACAAAGAAUGCUGAGUUGCAUCCAAAGAACACCAUACCUACUGUGAAGCAUGGGGGUGGAAACAUCAUGCUUUGGGGCUGUUUUUCUGCAAAGGGACCAGGACGACUGAUCCGUGUAAAGGAAAGAAUGAAUGGGGCCAUGUAUCGUGAGAUUUUGAGUGAAAACCUCCUUCCAUCAGCAAGGGCAUUGAAGAUGAAACAUGGCUGGGUCUUUCAGCAUGACAAUGAUCCCAAACACACCGCCCGGGCAACGAAGGAGUGGCUUCGUAAGAAGCAUUUCAAGGUCCUGGAGUGGCCUAGCCAGUCUCCAGAUCUCAACCCCAUAGAAAAUCUUUGGAGGGAGUUGAAAGUCCGUGUUGCCCAGCGACAGCCCCAAAACAUCACUGCUCUAGAGGAGAUCUGCAUGGAGGAAUGGGCCAAAAUACCAGCAACAGUGUGUGAAAACCUUGUGAAGACUUACAGAAAACGUUUGACCUGUGUCAUUGCCAACAAAGGGUAUAUAACAAAGUAUUGAGAAACUUUUGUUAUUGACCAAAUACUUAUUUUCCACCAUAAUUUGCAAAUAAAUUCAUUAAAAAUCCUACAAUGUGAUCUUCAGGAUUUUUUUUUCUAAUUUUGUCUGUCAUAGUUGACGUGUACCUAUGAUGAAAAUUACAGGCCUCUCAUCUUUUUAAGUGGGAGAACUUGCACAAUUGGUGGCUGACUAAAUACUUUUUUCCCCCCACUGUACAUCUCGCUCGCAAACAUUGGUAGUGAAUUUCAUAACUUGAAAUGUGUAACUUGAUCACCUCACUUAAGUUGCACUGCAGGAGUGACUCACCUCACAAAGCUCGCUCAAUCAGCUGUUUUGGGGGAACUACCAGUCAAUUUAAUAAUGAAAAAUAACAUGUGAAAUGAAGAGCACAAUCUUCUUUAUCGAUUAACCUAGUGCACAAGUUGACUGCAGGUAUUUAUUUAAAAAGUACAAAUAUCGAAAUCUAUUAAACUAACAUUUGUUUCAAUGGUAUUUAAAAUCAUACCGUGGGUAUUUAAAAAAUACCCCUGUAUACGUUAUAUCGCCCAACCUUAAAGUCCUAUCAUUUGCAUUUAAAAGUAGCGCUGCAGGGGAUUAAUUAUUAUAGAAACAAUGGCAUGUAAUGCACCAUUUGAUAAGUAUUAUUUGUUUUUUCUUUUAUCUUGCCGAUGUGUGAAAUGUACCAAUGUUUUGUGAUUUUAUGUUGUAGGCUCAAACCAGAGUCAAGCUCAACUUCCUGGAUCAAAUCGCAAAGUUCUGGGAGCUACAAGGGUGCACCCUGAAAAUCCCUCAUGUGGAAAGAAAGAAUCUGGACCUGUACCAACUCAACAAGGUAUGUAGCUACAACUUCUGGCACACCCUGGAUGCAGGAAACUGGCCAGCUAUUCUUGGAUAUGAUCCAGGGGGCAUUUGUGUUAUACACUCAUAUAAGCAUGGGAGCUCUAUAUGCUUCUUAUUGUGCUAUGUUUACACAUUUUUAUACACACACACACACACACACAGUAAAUCUAAUUGAUUGGUAUCCUCCUUCCUUUACCAGUUGGUGAACGAUGACCGGGGUUUUGACGCGGUUUGCAGAGAGAGACGCUGGUCUAAGAUAGCCCUAAAGAUGGGCUUUGCUCCAGGCAAGGCCAUAGGCUCUCAUCUGCGCUCUCACUAUGAGAGGAUCCUCUACCCCUACAACCUGUUCCAGACUGGAGCCAACCUUCUGGUGAGUCAGAUGGUCGCUCUCUCAGCAGAUGGUGCUCUGCUCUGGGCUGUUUACUAAUGUGCUCUUAUCUCGAGUUGAGGACUAAGAGGUUGUGCUGCGUCAAAGGUGUAGACAUUGUCCAUAGCGAAAUGUCAAAAAAAGAAAGAAAAGUUUUAGCUGUUGAUAUAACAUUUAUUUUCCAAUAAAUACCUGCUCGAAGAUGGAAGCAGGGUCAACUUUAUAAAUGGGUCAACUGUACAAAUAAUUGGCAGUUCUUUUUUCCUGCGUAAAAUGUGUAAAAGUGACUUGUCACUCCCUGCUGUCUCGGUAUGUAGAGCAUCACCCUAAAUUAAGCUAAUACCAGCCAAGCUCAUUAUUAACUGCCCUACUACUGCAGAGAAGGCACGUCAGAAGUGAACUGGCACUCACGUGGCCUCUUUUCCACACUACUCUAUAAGUUUGAUAUUUGGCCAGGGAUAAUGUCAAAUUAUGUAUUCAGUAGGUCUUCUUAACUGCAGUAGGUCUGCUUUGUCCCUUGGUAUAACGAGGAGUUGAAGGGUCCUGGGUUUUGCACACACAUUUAGUUAUAUGCUAGAUGAAGCCUGGGACUUUUAAAAAGCAUGACUGGAAUCCUGACAACAAACUGGCAACAAACCAACCAUUUUCUUAGUGAGCUCUCCUCCCCAUUGGGUUAUUUUUGUAUAAUUUAGUACCGGUUUCCUCUUUUCUUUCCGUGUUUAUUUUAUUGAAGGCCUAAGUUGUCUCUUGCAGCUUCUCUGAUUGUACCUUGGGGCCCUGGUUGGGUUUUGUGGUUAGCAGCAGCUCAUCCUCUCUUUGCAGUGCUGCAUGCCUCUCUCUCAACCUGCUGGCCUUGACCUCCCCUGAUCCCCUCCCUCUCCUCCCCUUUCACCCUCCUCCCUCUUGCCCCACCCUCCCUGUGUAGAGGCCUAGCUGUCUCUGGCCUGGCUGCUGCCCUCGCACUGUCCUCCUGAUACACCAGAGACAGCAGAGCGUCAGUGAUCCCAACCCCCACCUCACCUCAGUGUUGCUGCUUGUCUUCCUCUUUGUCAUGUGAGUGGUGUCAACAGAAAGAUUAGAGACCAUGUGCUGAUCUGGCAAGACAAAAACAAGUAUCAACAGUUGAAGCCCAUGUGUGUAGUGGUGGGUAAUGUUGAAGUUUGAAUUAGAUGGUUGAAUUUAUCAAGCCAUGGUAUUCAACAACUCAAUUACAAUUAUUUUGUUCAAAGGCAACAAUGAAAGAUUGGAAAUCAAACCCCCAAGGGAACUGUAAGACAACUAGGCACCUAAACAACCACAUGGCCCUGCCUCUGUUUAUCAAAUCAAAUCAAAUUGUAUUUGCCACAUGCACCGAAUACAACAGGUGUAGACAUUACUGUGAAAUGCUUACUUACAGCCCUAAACCAACAAUGCAUUUAUUUCUUAAUAAAAAAGUAAAAUAAAACAACAACAAAAAAGUGUUGAGAAAAAAGAGCAGAAGUAAAGUAAAAUAAAAUAACAGUAGGGAGGCUUUAUACAGGGGGGUACCGGUGCAGAGUCAAUGUGCGGGGGCACCGGCUAGUUGAGGUAGGUGAGGUAAUAUGUACAUGUGGGUAGAGUUAAAGUGACUAUGCAUAAAUAAUUAACAGAGUAGCAGCAGCGUAAAAAGAUGGGGUGGGGGUGCAAAUAGUCCGGGUAGCCAUGAUUAGCUGUUCAGGAGUCUUAUGGCUUGGGGGUAGAAGCUGUUGAGAAGCCUUUUGGACCUAGACUUGGCGCUCCGGUACCGCUUGCCGUGCGGUAGCAGAGAGAACAGUCUAUGACUAGGGUGGCUGGAGUCUUUGACAAUUUUUAGGGCCUUCCUCUGACACCGCCUGGUAUAGAGGUCCUGGAUAGCAGGAAGCUUGGCCCCAGUGAUGUACUGGGCCGUACGCACUACCCUCUGUAGUGCCUUGCGCUCGGAAGCCGAGCAGUUGCCAUACCAGGCGGUGAUGCAACCAGUCAGGAUGCUCUCGAUGGUGGAGCUGUAUAACUUUUUGAGGAUCUGAGGACCCAUGCCAAAUCUUUUCAGUCUCCUGAGGGAGAAUAGGCGUUGUCGUGCCCUCUUCACGACUGUCUUGGUGUGUUUGGACCAUGAUAGUUCGUUGGUGAUGUGGACACCAAAGAACUUGAAGCUCUCAACCUGUUCCACUACAGCCCUGUCGAUGAGAAUUGGGGCGUGCUCAGUCCUCUUUUUUUUUUCCUGUAGUCCACAAUCAUCUCCUUUGUCUUGGUCACGUUGAGGGAGAGGUUGUAAUCCUGACACCACACGGCCAGGUCUCUGACCUCCUCCCUAUAGGCUGUCUCGUCGGUGAUCAGGCCUACCACUGUUGUGUCGUCGGUAAACUUAAUGAUGGUGUUGGAGUUGUGCCUGGCCAUGCAGUCAUGGGUGAACAGGGAGUACAGGAGGGGACUGAGCACGCACCCCUGAGGGGCCCCUGUGUUGAGGAUCAGCGUGGCAGAUGUGUUGUUACCUACCCUUACCACCUGGGGGCGGCCCGUCAGGAAGUCCAGGAUCCAGUUGCAGAGGGAGGUGUUUAGUCCCAGGAUCCUUAGCUUAGUGAUGAGCUUUGAGGGCACUAUGGUGUUGAACGCUGAGCUGUAGUGAAUGAAUAGCAUUCUCACGUAGGUGUUCCUCUUGUCCAGGUGGGAAAGGGCAGUGUGGAGUGCAAUAGAGUGCAUCAUCAUCUGUGGAUCUGUUGGGGCGGUAUGCAAAUUGGAGUGGGUCUAGCGUUUCUGGGAUAUUGGUGUUGUGAGCCUUUACAUUUACAUCAUUUAGCAGACACUCUUAUCCAGAGCGACUUACAAAUUGGUGCAUUCAACUUAUGGGGGGGGGGGGGGGGGGGGGGGGGGGGGGGGGGGGGUAGAAGGAUUACUUUAUACUAUUCCAGGUAUUCCUUAAAGAGGUAGGGUUUCAAGUGUCUCCGGAAGGUGGUCAGUGACUCCGCUGUCCUGACAGCCAUGACCAGCCUUUCAAAGCACUUCAUGGCUACAGACGUCAGUGCUACGGGUCGGUAGUCAUUUAGGCAGGUUAUCUUAGUGUCCUUGGGCAUGGGGAUUAUGGUGGUCUGCUUGAAACAUGUUGGGAUUACAGACUCAGUCAGGGACAUGUUGAAAAUGUCGGUGAAGACACUUGCCAGUUGGUCAGCACAUGCUCGGAGUACACGUCCUGGUAAUCCGUCUGGCCCUGCGGCCUUGUGAAUGUUGACCUGCUUAAAAGUCUUACUCACAUCGGCUACGGAGAGCGUGAUCACAUAGUCCGGAACAGCUGGUGCUCUCAUGCAUGCUUCAGUGUUGCUUGCCUCGAAGCGAGCAUAGAAGUGGUUUAGCUCGUCUGGUAGGCUUGUGUCACUGGGCAGCUCGCGGCUGUGCUUCCCUUUGUAGUCUGUAAUAGUUUUCAAGCCCUGCCACAUCCGACGAGCAUCAGAGCCGGUGUAGUACGAUGCCUAGUUUGUUCUUGGCAAAUUGAAUUUGUCACAGCAUAAUAGUAGUAGGAGUGACAAGGAGCUAGCAAAGCGCUUUCUGUUGUCAUUCAAACAGAAUUAUUGUCAUUUGCUUCUCAUUAUUUUCAAACAAACAUAUGUUUGAUAUCUGUGAAAAUGUCUCAUUGAUGAUAUUAUGGGGACUCUGUGUUAGAAAGCUCUACAUGCCCACUCACUCCCCCAUGUCUCCCCUACAGAAGCCUACUCUGACUAAUGACACCAAGGACAUGGACUACAUCCCCCAUGACCUGCCCCAGCGCCAGUCUGUCCAGCCCCUGGAGACCUGCAGCAUUGCUCGCAGAGCCAAGCGCAUGAGAGCUGAGGUGAGCUUCUUCCCGGUUCCCCAUAAGUCACAAUUCUACCUCUAGGUCGCCAUAAGUAAACAUUCUACCUCAGUCAGUGGCUCUGGUUCCCCAUAAGUCACAAUUCUAACCCACAAUAGUUACAUGGAAGACAGCUCUGUCCGAGUCAUUGUGUGAAAAGCCCAAAGGCACAAUUUGGUUUGCAGCUUUGCGUAUAUUUCUGGAUACUGACCAAAAGAGCCUGUUUGUGUAUGCAAUGGUGACCUCUAGAAAAGGAUGUUGCUCUUCCUGAAUUUCCUGUCGUAGUCCACAUGGCAUGAACCCCUCUCUCUCUGACAGGGAGGCUGUAUGAAGACUGAGACCGAAGAUGACUGUGAGAACCGUCCCAACCUGAGGAGGAGGAUGGGUUCCUACGUGGCCAAGCCAGAGCCACAGCCUGGUAAACACUGACCUCUGUCCUCUGGCAAAGUCUAGUGCAAUGUGAAAUAAUUUUAAUAUUUUUCAUGAACAAAUGAAAAUGUUUCUCAUGUUUUAAUUUAAGUUUUGAUAAUUAUUACAUUAAAAAAAAGUAAAAUGGUGAAGGAAAUUAACAUUUUAUAAUAUUUUAAAUCUACAGUACCGUUCAAAAGUUUGGGGUCACUUAGAAAUGUCCUUGUUUUUGAAAGAAAAGCAAUUUUUUGUCAAUUAAAAUAACAUCAAAUUGAUCAGAAAUACAGUGCAGCAUCCCGGAGUCGCCUCUUCACUGUUGACGUUGAGACUGGUGUUUUGCGAGUACUAUUUAAUUAAGCUGCCAGUUGAGGACCUGUGAGGCGCCUGUUUCUCAAACUAGACACUCUAAUGUAUUUGUCCUCUUGCUCAGUUGUGCACCGGGGCCUCCCACUCCUCUUUCUAUUCUGGUUAGAGCCAGUUUGCGCUGUUCUGUGAAGAGAGUAGUACACAGCGUUGUACGAGAUCUUCAGUUUCUUGGCAAUUUCUCGCAUAGAAUAGCCUUAAUUUUUCAGAACAAGAAUAGACUGACUAGUUUCAGAAGGAAGUUAUUUGUUUCUGGCCAUUUUGAGGCUGUAAUCGAACCCACAAUUGCUGAUGCUUCAGAUACUCAACUAGUCUCAAGAAGGCCAGUUUUAUGCUUCUUUAAUCAGCACUACAGUUUUCAGCUGUGCUAACAUAAUUGCAAAAGGGUUUUCUAAUGAUCAAUUAGCCUUUUAAAUGAUAAACUUGGAUUAGCAAACACAACGUGCCAUUGGAACACAGGACUGAUGGUUGCUGAUAAUGGGUCUCUGUACGCCUAUGUAGAUAUUCCAUAAAAAAUCUGCCGUUUCCAGCUACAAUAGCCAUUUACAACAUUAACAAUGUCUACACUGUAUUUCUGAUCAAUUUGAUAUUUUAAUGGACAAAAAAAAUGGCUUUUCUUUCGAAAACAAGGACAUUUCUGAGUGACCCCAAACUUUUGAACGGCAGUGUAUAUAAGAACAGGGUUGUGUUGAUAUGAGUACAUACUGUAUGCCCUGGCCUCCAUUAUUCAUGUCAUAAAUGUAUUUCAGUGGAAGUGAAACUGGAACCCACUGAGCACGAGGAGCCAAUAACAAGUGACAAAGAAAGUGUGCUUGCUAAGAAAAACGACCCUGCAGUGAGUAAAGUACGUUUAUAUGCUGAGCUAAUCAAGGCUAAUUGUCACUUCAUUAUUACUACGAUGAUGAUAAUAACCAUAAUGGAUAGCAUUUAUUCAGGUCUCUCACAAAAGUACAAUUGCUUAAGCUCUUUACAUUUUAAUGGUUAGUUAACUCAUCCCUUCCACCAACCUGGGUGAUGUUUUUGCUCUAUAGUGGAUAAGAAGCCUCAUGGUCUUGUCUCUGUCUCCUCAGGUGGAUCAGUACAUGUGUCUGGUGUGUGGCAGCGGGAGUGAAGAGGACCGCCUGCUGCUGUGUGACGGCUGUGACGACAGCUACCACACCUUCUGUCUGAUACCGCCCCUCCACGAUGUCCCCAAAGGAGACUGGAGAUGUCCCAAGUGCCUGGCUCAGGUGACAGACAUGCUCCCGCUCUCCCCCAGCCCUAAUUACCGUACUACACUGUCACUCUGUAAACCAACUCGACACACCCCGUCCACUGGGGAAGCUGAACGCAGAAGCAGCAGUAGUCGUGAAAUGGGAACUGAAUCUUGUUUUCAUUAAAAGGCUAAAACACUAGACUCUUAAAGCGAAACAAAAGAAUGCUAAACCUCUGUUUUGUGGUUAUCUCAUAUACCGGAGCUGCUCAGUAGAAUCCUACUCCUGUUGGUAUUGUUUUCGGCAAGUAUAACUUGAUGUUGACAUUUUGCUGCAUUAGUGCUUAUCUCAUCCUUGUCUUCCCUAAAGGAGUGUGGCAAACCCCAGGUAGCCUUUGGCUUCGAGCAGGCUGGCAGGGACUACUCCCUACGCACUUUUGGGGACAUGGCCGACUCCUUCAAGUCAGACUAUUUCAACAUGCCGGUUCAUGUAAGUUUGGCAGCAGAUGUACUGUCCUCAUCAGUGUCAUGUUUAAGAUGGAACCUCGGUUUCAAAGUAUUUUCCCAGUGUCUUUGUGCCUACUGAACCCCCACCUGAUAUAAGCUGUAUUAGACGUAGCUCAACCAAGCUCAGCCUGUAGUUGAGGUAAUGGUUUUUCUCUGUCUCUGUUUGUCAGAUGGUUCCCACAGAGCUGGUGGAGAAGGAGUUCUGGCGGCUGGUUAGCACCAUCGAGGAGGACGUCACUGUGGAGUAUGGAGCAGACAUCGCCUCCAAGGAGUUUGGGAGCGGCUUCCCCAUCAGGGGCGGACGAUUCCAAGUCUCCCCUGAGGAUGAGGUACACAAAGGCUCUCCUCUUACAAGUUAACAUAUGCUAAGUAUUGGGAUGAUUCUGAAGUUGACUGUACCACAACAUCAUGGCAACGGUACACAAUUUCAGACCAAGAGAACUGUCAUGAAAAAUAAAUAAAUGAAAAUGUACUACUCUCAAAUAGUUCUAUAGCUCACAACCCACAUACAUCUAUGCUCUCAGACUGUGGUAGCACUUGUGGCUUAUAUUUAAGGUGAUAUUGGAGUUCUACUGGAGAUUAAACCCUAGCCAGUAUCACCCGCAGUUGAGUCGAGCCUUAACUUGUACUUGUCUCUGACCCAUAGGAUUACCUGAGCAGCGGCUGGAACCUGAACAACAUGCCCGUGAUAGACUCCUCGGUGCUGACUCACGUUACGGCCGACAUCUGUGGGAUGAAGUUACCAUGGCUCUACGUGGGCAUGUGCUUCUCCUCCUUCUGCUGGCACAUUGAGGACCACUGGAGCUACUCCAUCAACUACCUGCACUGGUACAUACAGGCUGCCUCUAAGGCCCCACAGGCCAUUAGUAUGGGACUGGAGUUUUACCUGACCUUGUGACUGGACCAGGAAAGACUCCUGUUCCGCAGGAUAAUGCACUGUAUAGGUCUAAGCAAAUGGCCUCUGCUUCUUUCAUUUUGAGGAAUCUUGUCAAACCCAAUUGCUUGCAUAGUAUUGGAGUUUAUUGGUUGACGUGGUAUUAAACACCUCAAUAUACCUCAAUCUUCAGAGUGAUAACAGCAAUCAGUGUUUUUGACAAACUGGCAUCUGUGUCCUCAGGGGAGAGCCCAAGACGUGGUACGGCGCUCCGGGGUACGCUGCGGAGAAGCUGGAGGGGGUGAUGAGGAAACUGGCCCCCGAGCUGUUUGAGUCUCAACCUGACCUCCUGCACCAGCUGGUCACCAUCAUGAACCCCAACACACUGAUGAACCAUGGUGUCCCCGUAAGUAACACACACACACACACACAUGCACACACACUGUGUUUAUAGUUAUGGUCUAACCAUGACUGCAUACCCACUCAUCUCUAGAUCUAUCGCACCAAUCAGUGUGCUGGUGAGUUUGUCAUCACCUUCCCUAGAGCCUACCACAGCGGAUUUAACCAGGGCUUCAACUUCGCUGAGGCUGUCAACUUCUGCACCAUGGACUGGGUAAGAUGCCUUGGAAGUCCCUCGUCAAUACCAUACAGAAGCUAAUAAAUGAAUAACUGGAAGCUGUUUCUAAUGACCAGUGGUCAAUACACCUGGUCCUGGAGAGCUACAUGAUGUACAGGCUUAUCAUGGUCCGGAUGAACAAUACAUUAGCUCAGUCAGGUGUGUUAAUGCUGGGCUUGAACAAAAGGCUGUAUACCUUGUAGCUCUUUGGAUCAAGUUUGGUUAUUAAUGAUGUAACCAGCACUGUGUACGGCUCAGUUCAAUAGUGUUAAAUCGAUAGUAUAGUUCUAACCUAAAGCCUCCUGCUCUGUCAUUUUAGAUGCCCAUGGGCCGCAUGUGUGUGGACCACUACAGACAGCUGAAUAGGUACUGUGUCUUCUCCCAUGACGAGAUGGUCUGCAAGAUGACGUCCAAGGCGGACACCAUGGACGUGGCCCUGGCCUCGGCCGUGCAGAGGGACAUGACCGUUAUGCUCCAGGAGGAGGACAAGCUGAGGGACAAAGUCCGCAAGAUGGUGAGAGGCCUCUCAUACUGGCACACUUUCAUAGAUUUUUGACAACAUUAUCAUUAGAGAAGCAAAUGGCCAGAGUAAACUUUCCUCGUGUCUGUGCCUGAGUCAUCCAUAGGACACUACUGGUGUGGGUGUCUGUGUGAUCUCUGUGACACUACUCAUCUGUGGGUGUGUGUUUAUGACACUCAUCAUCUGUCUGUGUGUGAUACUACUAAUCUGUUUGUGUUUCCGUGUGUCCCCAGGGCGUGCAGCAGUCCCAGCAGGUGGAGUACGACCUGCUGCCAGACGAGGAACGCCAGUGUUCCAAGUGCAGGACCACCUGCUACCUGUCUGCCCUCACCUGUCCCUGUAACCCCGGCCAGCUGGUGUGUCUGCACCAUGCCCAAGACCUCUGCUCCUGCCCCCCCAACAACCUCACACUCAAGUAGGUCUAUCCACAGCUAAGUUGGUGCUAGAUGCACACAUUAGAAUGUUAACAUUCAUCCCCAUCAUUACAUAUAUCCCAUGUUUUACAGAAACGGGCAAUCAACAGAAGCUCAUAAGUUAAAACUUUUUUUUUGUUGCAGUUUUCAAGUAAAAUGCCCCUUUAAGAACAUCUAUCAACUUAAAGUCAGGGUCAAAUUCAGAGUGAGCAGCAUUAAAACUUCUAAAAGCCUUCUAGAACCUUCUGAUGAAAAACAAACAAGUGUCACCUGGCCAGAAAAUCAACAGUUGUGACAACAGUUACUCAGCCAAGAUUCCAGUCUUCAGAAACACUAUAGACGUGUUUACCUGGUUGUGUGUCUUGGUCUUCAGCUACAGGUUUACCAUGGCUGAGCUCUACCCCAUGAUGGAAGCAGUCACUCUGCGUGCCGAGUCCUACACAGGCUGGGUCUCCCAUGUCAGUAACAUACUGGAGGCCAAACAAGACAGGAAAAGCAGUAAGUACUAACCCUAAGUAGGAUACCUCUUUGGAAUCAGGCGUCUGUGGAAUUUAAAUGGGUCAUUACAUAACAAAAUGCAAAAUUAUGUUAUUGCUGCUUAUUUGCAUAACUCCAAGUAGACAGGAUGUUCUCAAAUGUAUUAUGGAAUGUUUUGUACUUCUCGUCACCCAAAUAUGUUGCCUUUGUCUAAUGAUACACACAAAAUACCAGAAUAGAUUAUUUUCUACCAUUUGCUAAUCAUACAGUUUACUUGAUAAUUGGACCUUGAUUCUUUGGAUGAAUUGAUGACUGUGUCUAAAGCAGUGUUCUGAAGCACUGUUUGUUUAUUUAUGUGUUCAGGCUUGGAGGUACUGCGCUCCCUGGUGGAGGAGGCGGAGGUGAAGCAGUUCCCUAAGAGUGACCUCCUGCGGCAGCUCUGCACUGUUUCCCUGGAUGCUGAGAAGUGUGCCGUGGUGGCCCAGCAGCUGCUCAAUGGGAAAAGGCAGACCAGGUAUUUCUAUUAUUGUAUUAUCAUGCUUUCUAAUGUUAAAAUCCUUUACCACUCCUAAUUCUAGUAUUGCUAGACACAUGGUUAGACAAAUAGUCAUAACUAAUGCGCAAAGCAAUAAUGUGCUCUAGUGAAAAUAGUUUAAGCUUGUGUGCUCUGUUGGUUAGCCGUGUCUCUGAUCUUUAGUGUGUUGUUGUCAGGUAUCGUUCAGGUGGAGGGAAGUCCCAGAGCCAGAACCUGCUGACGGUGGAGGAGCUCAGGUCGUUUGUCAGGCAGCUGCACAACCUGCCCUGCAGCAUCCGCCAGGCCCCCUUACUCAUGGUACAACUAUAGGGCCAGAAUAUAUCCACUACUAUCACAGUGACAACUCCUGCUUUCCUCACUUCGCUAUCACACCUGACUCCGCUCAGCACAGUCUUGAUUAGUUGAAGAUGCACUAGGCGGGGACAAAGCCUACGUACAGCCACAGUGGUCUUUCAGGACAAGGAUAACACUGAACAAAAACAACAACAGCGUUCAUUGAUUGACCCUUUUACUUGCUUGUAUUUCCCCCCAGGACCUGCUUACCCGUGUGGAUGACUUCCAGCAGCGCAGCGAGCGGCUCCUCUGUGACGGGGCCCCCAGCCCAGCGGAGCUGCAGACCCUGCUGGACGUGAGCCUCGGUCUGGAUGUGGAGCUGCCCCAGCUGGUCCCGCUCAGGGAGAGGCUGGAGCAGGCGCGCUGGCUGGAGGUGGUUCAGGGGGCCAGCAGCCAGCCCCACAGCCUCUGUCUGGACACCAUGCGGAGGCUGAUAGACCAGGGGGUGGGUCUGGCCCCGCACGCCUUGGUAGAGAAAGCCAUGGCGCGCCUGCAGGAGCUGCUCACCAUGUCUGAGCACUGGGAGGAGCGGGCGCUCGGCCUCAUGGAGGCCAGGUGAGAGGCAAGGGAGGAGGAGAGCGCCUUAGACAGUACUGUAGUUGAAUAUGCAAGUUGACCGGUUCUAUCCUACAUCACAUUAUGUACAGGAAAAACUCUUGAUUCAGUAGUUUCACCUUUCCUUCUUUCCCUGAGACAUGGCUGUAGACUCCUAGCUGUAGUGGGGGUCUACAGCCAUGUCUCAAGGCCACUUCUUUCAUAACUUGAGUAAUACAAAAACUUUAAUAGUAAAGCCAUAGACAUGUUUUCAUUAGGAUGCACAAAACAAGAUUUUAAAAAUAGAAUGAGAUGUGUAAAACAAAAUAAAGCACACUGACAUAGUUAAUAGUAAAUAUGAAGCCCUGACACCUACCUUGCGAAAAGCUGCUUAGAAGUUCAGCCAGCAGAGAGUGAAAAGUGCAAGGUUUGCAUUCGGAGUUGAAAGCUGCUCACUGAUUGAUUAACUGGAUCAGUGGGUUGGGACAAUGCUCUGCUCGGCUGGCUCACGCAACAGUUUACACAGAGGCGCUAGUCGCAGAGCUGGGUCCCAUUGCUAUGAGGGUAAACUGUGGCGGUUGCCUGAAUUGAGACAUCUUGGACCCUAAGGUCUUAUUUGACAACUCUGAACUUUUUGAAAUGGAGAAAUGAUGUACAGAACACUAAUUCCACUGUCCAUAAGCAACAUCGCUUAAAGAGUUGGUUUAUUCUAUUGGUUUAGUUCGCUCUCUUCAGACAAGCUGAAAUCUAGCUCCUCAUAGUGCUAAUGUGAAGAGUGACCACUGUAGAACCAUAUGAACUGUGAAAUGAGUGACUAAUUUGUACCACCUGGUUUUGAGAAGUUAUGAAAGGUGUUGACAGAACUUCAAAUCAAAUUUUAUUGGUCACAUGCGCCGAAUACAACAGGUGCAGACAUUACAGUGAAAUGCUUACUUACAGCCCUUAACCAACAGUGCAUUUAUUUUAAACAAAAAAAGUAAGAAUAAAACAACAACAAAAAAAGUGUUGAGAAAAAAAAGAGCAGAAGUAAAAUAAAGUGACAGUAGGGAGGCUAUAUAUACAGUAAAAUAAAGUGACAGUAGGGAGGCUAUAUAUACAGGGGGGUACCGUUGCAUAGUCAAUGUGCGGGGGCACCGGCUAGUUGAGGUAGUUGAGGUAAUAUGUACAUGUGGGUAGAGUUAAAGUGACUAUGCAUAAAUACUUAACAGAGUAGCAGCAGCGUAAAAAGGAUGGGGUGGGGGGGCAGUGCAAAUAUUCCGGGUAGCCAUGAUUAGCUGUUCAGGAGUCUUAUGGCUUGGGGGUAGAAGCUGUUGAGAAGUCUUUUGGACCUAGACUUGGCACUCCGGUACCGCUUGCCGUGCGGUAGCAGAGAGAACAGUCUAUGACUAGGGUGGCUGGAGUCUUUGACAAUUUUGAGGGCCUUCCUCUGACACCGCCUGGUAUAGAGGUCCUGGAUGGCAGGGAGCUUUGCCCCAGUGAUGUACUGGGCCAUACGCACUACCCUCUGUAGUGCCUUGCGGUCAGAGGCCAAGCAGUUGCCAUACCAGGCGGUGAUGCAACCAGUCAGGAUGCUCUCGAUGGUGCAGCUGUAGAAUUUUUUGAGGAUCUGAGGACCCAUGCCAAAUCUUUUUAGUCUCCUGAGGGGGAAUAGGCUUUGUCGUGCCCUCUUCACGACUGUCUUGGUGUGUUUGAACCAUGAUAGUUCGUUGGUGAUGUGGACACCAAGGAACUUGAAGCUCUCAACCUGUUCCACUACAGCCCCGUUGAUGAGAAUGGGGGCGUGCUCAGUCCUCUUUUUUUUUCCUGUAGUCCACAAUCAUCUCCUUUGUCUUGGUCACGUUGAGGGAGAGGUUGUUGUCCUGGCACCACACGGCCAGAUCUCUGACCUCCUCCCUAUAGGCUGUCUCAUCGUUGUCGGUGAUCAGGCCUACCACUGUUGUGUCGUCGGCAAACUUAAUGAUGGUGUUGGAGUCGUGCUUGACACUAAAGAUAAGCAGUACUGUGUCUAUUUGUGUUUUUAAGCCUAGCUUCUAUUUUCUCCAGGCCCUGUCACUGUGUGGAAACUCUUGAGGCAACUCUGCAGGAGGUGGAUAGUAUCCCUGCCUAUCUGCCCAACUGUCUGCUGCUGAAGGACACGGUGGACCAGGCUAAAGACUGGCUUCAGGAAGCAGACACCCUGCAGGUAUGAGGCUCUUAGGUUGUGUCCCAAAUGGCACCCUAUUCCCUAUGUAGUGCACUACUUUUUUUGGGGGGGGGAGCCAGACUGCUUGUGAGAGUGUCUAUAUGCUUAUAAGAGUGUGUUUGUGUGUAGCUGGGAGGCCGUAUCCCUGUACUGGAUACCCUGACUGACCUGGUGUCCCGGGCCAAGGCCAUCCCUGUCUGGCUGGACCCUCUGGCUCGACUGGAGGCCCUGGUCUCUGACGUGCAGGCCUGGAAGGAGAGCGCCGCCAAAACCUUUCUAAUGAAGAAUUCCCCUUACUCCCUGCUGGAGGUAAACUACCUACAACAAUCUAAUGCCAAUACAUAUAAUCAGACACCUUAGGGGUUGUUUCACUAAAUAGUCACUUAGGCUACGUCCCAAAUGGCACCCUAUUCCCUUUAUAGUGCACCGCUUUUGACCAGACCCCUAUCAUUUUAUCCUAAGGAGAGUCUUUUGGGAUUUGGCUCAUUGUCUCCUUUGUGUGUUUAGGUGCUGUGCCCCCAGUGUGAGGGUGGGACGGGGUCUCAGAAGUCAAAGUCUAAAAGGGCAAAGGAUGCAGCCCAGUGCAGCAAGAGAAAUGAGACUUUGCUGGACUGCCUGAGUGACGUGGAGAGGGCCCUUUUAGAGAGCAAGGACUCCGCCUCUGCUGUACGUGCUGCUUGUUACUCCAUCUGUCUACGUACAUGUUUAAAAAAAAUAAAAAUAAAAAGCACACCAUUGAACUCACUGAUUAGCUUCCAACAUAUUCUAAAGACCCCAACUAUUGCAAUCCUCUACAUUGAUUGAUAUAAGCACCCAUGAUAUGAAAGUGCAAAUAAUUCAAUGUAUGGUUUGAUACAGUAUUGUAAUUCCAUAUACUGUAACUGUGUAGGUUACUGUUUGGUUACAUGUAUGUUGAUGUAGUGAGCAUUGCGUGUUGUCAUGCCAACCUGUGCUGGUUCCCCUUUCUGUAGAUGGCCACUCUAGCCGAGGUGCGUCAGAAGGAGAUGGAGAGUCUGCUGGCUCUCAGGGCCUCCAAUGAGUCCAAGCUCCUCCCAGCGGGCGACUGCGGGGCGUUGAGGGUGUGCGUGUGCCACAAGGCCCCGUUGGGAGCCAUGCUGCAGUGCGAGCUCUGCAGUGACACCUUUCACCGCAGCUGUGUCUCAGGCUCCAACCAGGACCCCCGGCCCAACCAGGCCUGGCUGUGCCCCCAUUGCCGGCGCUCGGAAAAGCCACCUCUGGACCGGGUGCUUCCCCUGCUGGCCUCCCUGCAGCGCAUCAGGGUGCGGCUGCCUGAGGGCGAUGCCCUACGCUUCCUCAUUGAGAGGACGGUCCGCUGGCAGCACCGCGUGCAGCAGGCCUCCGCAGAGGGGGUGCUGGGGGAGGGGGUGGCUGUGAUGACAUCACAUCAGCGCUGGGGCUCAUCCAGUCCCACCUGGGUUCCAUCUCAGGAAACAUACAGCGCAUCAUUUUACACGGAUCACCAGUGCAUUCCUCUGCAAGGUCAGUGUCGGGCUAGCAACAACAUCCAAUAUCCCAACCUUUCAUAACAAUUCACAUUUUUAUCAAAUUUCUAUCAAUGUCUAUCACAUAAAAUGUAUUGCACGUGUUAUUGGUGUGUGUUUCAGGACUGAGCCCUGAGCUGGAGGAGCUGAUGGUGGAGGGCUUCCUGCUGCAGGUGACUCUGCCUGAGACCCAGCAGCUGUACAUGUCCCUCCUCAGCAGACUGGCCUCCCAUAACCACACAGACAGCCCCUCCCCCCAGCACAGCACAGAGCAGGACCAACACAAGCACAACUCUCAAGGAGGGAGCCCCCCUCAUAACCAGGUAACAUACUAGUCUACUACUGUGAGGCACAACUCAUAAAAUUGUUGUAUUGAUGUGUUUGAGAAGUUUCUGAACGUUUGUUCUUCAUGUUGACAUUAAUUAUUUUGAAUGAAUUUAUUUGGGUGAAAAAUAAUACAACAAGAUCUGCACUGGAUCCCAGAAGAUGACACUUAAAAGCAUUAAUUAAAACACUUAUUUCCAAAGUGGUCCACGAUGGUAAAACAAACAUCUAAUGAUUUUAAAAGACAAGUUAAAGUUACAAAUCUAAAACAUUACAUUCAAACAAAAUUACAUUCAUACAUACAAAACAUUGACGUUCAAACAAAACCAUUACAUUCAAACAAAAACAUCACAUUCAUGUGUGUGACCUUAAUGCGUGUUUACUGUUUUCACCAGAACGGAGUAGCCUGUCUCAAGAAGGAGGCUAUGAAUGGCAAGCGGACCAAGCGGCACAUGGAGAAGGAGGGUUCCGAGCGCAAGGACAAAGCCAAGAAGCCCCGCAAGAAGAAGCCCAAGAUGGAGAGGAGCCAGGGGGCCAAGGGGACCUGUUCACCCACCACCACUCACUCUGACCUCUCCCUGUCGGACUCUGAUGAAGACUUCACCCUGUGCGCUGCACCGUGGUGCCGAGAGCCAGAGGGGAAACAGGUGAGCAUUAAACCCCCCUCCAAUGCAUUAUGUUGUGGGUAAUUUCAGUGUGUUUUCCCUCCCCUCAUAUCAAAUUGUUUUAGCAAUUAGACUAAUAGACUUAUCGUAGUAUAUUGAAAAUAGUAUGUAGUAUGAUUUGUAUUAAAGGAAAAUUCCACCCAAAACUAUAUUUUGGUAUUUGUUUCAUUAGUCCAUUGUUGACAUAGUCCCAAAAUGUUUUGCAUGUCAGAAAUCAAGUUAUCAAGAUAUAUAACUUUCAAAAUACAGAAAUACAGCCGGUAUGAUGCAUUUUGCAUUAUACCAUUAUACAAAAGGUGAUCAGUGUUUAUUUCCCUCUCUUUUUCUCAGGUGAAUUGGGUCCAGUGUGACGGCAGCUGCCAGCAGUGGUUCCACCAGAUCUGUGUGGGAGUGUCUGCAAAGCAGGCAGAGAAAGAGGACUACAUCUGUAUCAGCUGCACACAGCCAGACCACACCAGGGAGUGAAGAUCGAAAGGAGAAAGAAAAAACAGUUUUGAAGGAUCAUCAGUUUUAGCUUAGUCACAGCUCUGGGUGUAUAACCACCCAGUGAUUUCCCUUCCCCAUUCUUAGCUAUGCUCUGGCCCCACUGCCUCCUCAUUGACUUUCCUGAUCUGGCUACUCUUGGUGACAACAGUGCUACUUCCUCCUCCUUCCCAGCCCAGACUGCUUUUCAGAGCUAUUGA
Molecule: messenger RNA, 25709 nt
Organism: Coregonus sp. 'balchen'
Lineage: Eukaryota; Metazoa; Chordata; Actinopteri; Salmoniformes; Salmonidae
Source: the annotation of a GenBank genome assembly